AUGUGUGUUCUCCUGCCUGUAGCCCUGAGUGGCGCUCAUUUAGCAGUCCAGGUGGCCCCUCUUCCUGAGUGGGCCUGGCACCCUGUCCCUCUGACCUCCAACCCCCCAGGGCUGACUGAGUCCUGGUCGUCGCGCUCGUCUGAUUGCCCACCUGGAUCACCACAUGCGCUCACACCCCCGGCAGACCCGGGGGACUUUGAUUACCUGGGAUCCUCUGCUGCCUCCCGGAUGUUGCCAGAUCAGUUUGCUGUUUCGCACCAGGAUCUGCCUGACAAGCUAGCUCGGCAACAAAGGCUCCCGGAGACGAGUUCAAAAGCAACAAAGUUUGUUGUUUCACCCCUGAAGGAGAAGAAAGAUCUAGCUCAGCAUCCGUGGCUUGCUAAGGUUGUUGGAACUCCACACCAAUUUGCAUCCAAACCUAAGCAUCAGAAACAAAUCUUGCAGGAUGAUAAUGGACUUUCGAGUAUGUAUAUAGUUUAUCCUGCAUUUCCUCUAGAAUCCCAGAAGGACCCAGAUGAGCGUCCAGAGGCCACCGAGCCAGUUGAAACUAAUCAAUUACAGCAAGAGGCCCUAUCUCAAAACCUAGAGACCCCUGAAGAGAUCCAAUCCUCCUCCAGUGAACAGGAGCAGCCAGCUCAGCCUUCUGGGUCUCCUGGAGAGAUUGAAACUUCUCUGGUUCAGCAAGAGGCCCCAUUUCAAGCUCCAGGGUCCCCUAUGAAAAGUAUAGCUCAAACUCUACCAAAUCAUGAGGUGACGGUUCAACCUCCAUCCACAUCAGGACCAAAUGUAGCACACAAACCUGCGGAUGUGGUCAUUACCACAACUACACAGCCUACCAUGGAGGUUGAAACUUCUCCAGGCCAGCAGGAGACCCCAGCCCAGCCUCCAGGCGCUCCUCUGGAGCAGGAACAACCAGCUCAGUCUCCAGAGUAUCAUGAAGUGACAGUUUUGCCUCCAGGUCAAACUCAGCAUUUAAACUUGCCCAAUAUCACUAUUACCCCAGGUCUGCAGCGUUCCAUAACAGCAGAAGCUGCUGCAGAGGUGGGAACUUUUCCAAUCUGCCAUGAGUCUACAGCUCAGCCCUCAGUGCUAACUAAUGAUGUGGAACCUUCUACAACCCAGCAGGAGGCCCCAACUCUGCCUCCAGGGUCUUCUGAAGAGGUUGAGCCCUUACCAGUUCAACAAGAGGCUCCAGUUCAAUCUCCAAAACCUGUUAAGGAUAAGAAACCCUCUUUAAGCCAGCAGGAGGCUGUGGCUGAAUAUGCACAGACCACUGAGGAGCUUGAACCAUCUGUGAGCCAGCAGCAGGUCCCAGGUCUGCCACUAGAGCCCCCUAAAGAGGCCAAGCCUUCUCCAGUCCCCCAGGAGGCUGCAGCUCCACCUUCAGAGCCACCUAAGGAGGUGGAACCUUCUCCAGGUCAACAGGUGACCCCAUCUCAACCUGAAGAACUCCCUGAGAAGCCUGCAGAGCCCUCUGUAGUGGUGGAAUCUUCCCCAAUCCAGCAGGUGGCCCCAGCUCAGCCUCCAGAGCCACUUAAGGAAAUUGUAGCUCAAUCUCCAACACACUAUGAGAUGACAGUUCCAACACCAAGUCAGGAUCAAGCUCAGAAUCCAACAUUGCCCAGUAUCACAUUUCAACCUUUGGACGUGGAGAUUACCGUAAGUCCAGAACCCACUGUGGAGGCUGAACAUUCUACAGCUAUAAAGAAGACUACAGCUCCUUCUCCAAAGCCCCCUGAGGUAACAUAUCCACAUUCAGAUCAGGCCAAGGCCCAGCAUCCAAACCUGACUCAAGUUCAAAGUUCAAAGCUGAAAGCUCAACCUUUCAAUCUGGCACUUACCAUAACUCCAGUACCCACUACAGAGGUUGAACACUCUCCAACAACGCAGGAGACCCCAACUCAGCUUCCAGAGCCACCUACAGAGGUUGUAGCUCAACCUCCAGUGUAUCAAGAGGUGACAAUUUCAACAGCAGUUCAGGAUGAAGCUCAGCAUCCAACACUGCCCAACAUUACAGUUCAACCUUUGGAGCUGAAGUUUACCAUAACUUCACUACCCACUAUAGAGGUUGGACAUUCUACACCCCUGAAGAAGACUACAGCUCCACAUCCAAAGUUGACUCAAGUCACAGUUAAAUCUUUGGACCUGGAAUUUACCAUAACUACAGAACCUACUACAGAGCUGAAACCAUGCAGAAGACCCCAACUCAGCCUCCAGAGCCACCUAAGGAGAGUUUGUCCUUUAGACCUGGAGCUUACCAUAACUUCAGUAUCUACUACAGAGGCUGAGCAUUCUACAACCCUGAAGAAGACUACAGCUCCACUUGCAGACCAGGUUCAGACUUAGUAUCCAAACCUGACUGAAGUCACGGUUCACCCUUUUGAUCUGGAACUUACUAUAACUCAGAGCAUCAACCUAUGUGAGCUCUGUAUCUGCAGAGAUGAGACACUGUCCUGCACUGGUCUCAGCCCAGAGCAGAGGCUGCACUGAGUGCUUGUGCCAGAGCCCAAAACUUACAAUAGCACCUUCAUCAUCUUGAAAAAGGCAGCAGUGAACAGAGUUCUCAAGGGGCCAAGGGGCAUAAAGAAAAGGCACUUCAAAGAAGUGAGGGAUCAGAACAUCAAGAGGAAACAGAGUGGCCAGCCAUUUGUGGAGAAGGGUGCUAAAGAAAGAAAGCUCAGAAGACCAAACCCAAGGGAGCUGGAAAAACUUCACAUGGUGCAGAGGUCCAGGAAGUUAGUGGGAAACCCCUUCCAUACAGAGCCUUCAUUCACAGAGGAACAUAAGGCCACAGUCUCUUCCUUCCUGAAACAGUUCUCAGUGAGCAGGUCCUCUGCUUCCACCAGUGCAAAAUCCCUACCUAAGAUUAGAAACAAAGAUGCAAAUGCUAGAGUUAAAAAUAUGAAGGCUGCUAAACCAAUCUUACAUCCCAAAAAAAAUCACAAUUUUCAUAAAACUCACUCUCAUGUGGUCCACAGAACACCCAAGGCCAAACUGAGUCAAAAGCUCAGAAAGGAAGGUUCACUCAAGAGGCUGAUGUUUGCAAAGAGGCCUCCAUUCUCUGCAGUGGGGAGCUUUAUAAAUUCCUCUUUUUGAGGGGCUUUUUCAUCUUCAGGAGACCUGAGUUCUCAGGAAAAUCCUUUCCCAGAAUUAUUUGCUCUUUCAGAGCCUUCUAUAGAAAAAAACACUACUGCAAGAAAUACUUCCAAUAAAAAUGUUUUUGUAGAAAAUGCCACUCCCAAAGGCUUCACUUACCCAUUGCUUUCAUCCCCAGGUGAUCAAUUUUAACUUCAGCUAAACCAGCAGCUAGGAUCCCUCAUCUCUGACAAUGACAUGAGAAGAUUCAUUUCUCAUGUUAUCUUGACUUUGAAAAUGGACUUCUCUGAGCCCCAUGUACAAAUGACUUGUGCCAAGUUCAUCUCCAGAACAGGCCUCCUGAUGAAGCUUCUCAGUGAGCAGCAAGAAGUAAAGGUGUCCAAGGCAGAAUGGGAUAUAGACCAGUAGAAAACAGAGAAGUAUAUCAGUGACUGCACAGAAGCCCUGGGAGAACAGAAAGAUCAGGAGUCAUGUGAGCUCACUAAAGAAGUUCCAGGAUAUGGCUAUUACAACAAACUCAUCUUGGCAAUAUCUGUGACUGUCGUAGUGAUGAUUUUGAUUAUAGAGGGCUUUUUCUGGUUAAGGUGGCCGCUUUGGCUUAGGGAUAUAUAUAGACUUCUCAAUGCUACAUGCAAGAAAAACAUGGCCCAGAAGCUACAUGACAAGGAGUCUUCUGAUGAGGAUGAAAUUUUCAACAAGGGUCCAGGGUAA
Galeopterus variegatus (Sunda flying lemur) is the source of this 3807-nucleotide messenger RNA. Its product is annotated as leucine-rich repeat-containing protein 37A2-like. The record is from RefSeq and is a predicted model, not a curated record. NCBI's taxonomy places the organism in Eukaryota, Metazoa, Chordata, Mammalia, Dermoptera, Cynocephalidae.